CAAUCAUAUUCGAAUAAUUAGGAGGGUACUUGUAUGUUUUAUUCCAUUGUUUUGCAAUUUCAUUACAGUUCUGUUGCAUCACUAGUCUUUAAAAAUAUUAUAAUAUUUUACAUUAUUUUGUCGAGAUAAUUAAUCGUCACCACUUAUUUGUUCAUAAAAACAUAUAUUCCAUACUAUCCAAGAAAUGCAGAUAUGUUGCCAAUCACUGCAUCAGCCAAUUCUCCCACCAUAUUGCGUAGCAAUGUCGAAUAAUUUACUCUAUAACAUUGAAAACGACAGACAUGGAAGGAGAGAGCAUUGAUGAGGACGAUGAUGUUGUGAUUGAGGGCAGUGAUUUACAUGAUGCAUUGAUCAACAUGGGAUAUACAGAUUUUGAAAGUGCAAUAGUAGCUAGGAGUGAGUUGCCAGAUUCCUUAAAUGAUUUCAAAAUAAAGAUACCAUCAACGGCUAACCCAAAUAUUUACAGUUGGUUAAUCAAUAUUUAUCGAUAUGUAAUGCAGGAUGAGCACAGUUCAAGAAAACAGUUGCAAACAAUUUUGCAAACAAAACCACUUUUAGAUGAUCAUAGAUCAGUAAUACAAAGUUUGAUCAGUGAGCAUAAUAAUACAAUUUGGAGCAAAAUUUUUUCAACACUUCCAGUAGUUAGUUCGACCAUCAUAAUAGCAACAGGUAUCUUGAUUGCAAAACAGAAAUCGAAAUUAGCCCUGAUAGUUGGCUUGCCAGCAUUGAUUAUUGCAGCUUACACUAAAUACAUACGCUGGUCUGCAGAAAAAGAUUUAAAGCAUCUUGUAUCUUUAGAGAAUGAUUUGUAUUAUCUUAGCAAACGACUUCUGAAAAUUGUUAGACAUGGUUACAGAAUGAAGGUUCAUCUGAAAGAUCGUGAAUCGAAAUUCACCGAUUUUGGAGCAGAACGAUUAAAAUAUGUGCAGUCAUUAACGGAAAUUUUCAUAAGCACGCUGGAGCAUCAGUCAAUUGAUAAUUAUCGGGUUUCGUUAAUUGUUGCUAAAUGUCUUCCUAGUUCAAUUAAUAGCAACGAAUUAGUAACGAAUUUUGAAAGAAGCACACUUGUUACAACGGGUGAAAUCACGUAUUCAGUAUUGAAACGCCUGUAUUACACGUAUAUCUUAAUUCAAUCAGAAAUGCUGCAACUAUUAGCAAUUGCAUACAACAGUAACACUUGGAGUGGCCAUGGUAAAAUUCAAGAAAUAAAACUAUCUUUGAUCAUUAAAAGUUUAGUGGAUUCUUUGACAAAGUACAGUGGAAAAUUAAGAAAGGUGGUUGAUGAAUAUAGUAAUUGUCAAUUAAAAAUUAUUCGCCACGAAUACAAGGGAUUAACGGGAUCAAGAUGGCAGGAUUUAUACAUGCAUUUAGAUUUAACUUCUCAUAAAAUACAAAUCGUCUACAAUCAUAUAAUGUCAAUCCUCCAGGAUAUCGAUGUGUAUGAAGAGAUUCAAGGAUUGGAAUCCUCCUUCCUGGAAUCAUUAAAAGAAAAGAUAAAUGAAGUGCAUAAGAAGAUUGAUACUGCUAAGAGUUUUGCAGAAACGAGUAGUUUGCUUAUUGCCAGGAUGCAAAAUGUUAAUCAAGAAAAAUUGUCGUGCGAUGAAAAAUCGUUAUUGAUACCUAUAAUGACACCGGAUGUACCGGUAAUCAAGGAUUCAGCUCCUCAAAUAAUGGAUGAAGUAUUUGAGGAAUAUAUCAAGGAAGAAUAUUUGAAAUCGCUAUACGAAGAUGGUGAUGAUGUCCUGCAGGAAAAAUACAAACUGGAUAAGUCUUUAGCUAAGAAUUUCAUGGGCGAAUUAAAAGAAGUAUUGAUCGAAAAGCAGAAGUCGAUGACGGAGCGUGAAUUAAAGGCUCUGCAAAGAAUGUAUAAAAAUGUUGAAGUCAGAUCUGCAGCAGACGAUGUAGAAAAUGUCGACAGUACAGAUUCAGAAAUUCAUAAAAAUUCACAAUUAGUUCCUAAACAAUCACAGUUGCCUGUGACUGUUAAAAAUGAUAUAUUGAAUCCAGGAGAAGGAGAAGGAGAAGGAAGAAAAUAUCAUAAGCCUGUUUCUCUUCCACGAAAAAGACAAGAAGUGCCUCCUAGUGAAUUAAGAAACUGGGCUGAUAAUCCUCAGAUUUCUGAAACUCAUGCUAAGCUCCCAGAAAAUCUCAAUUCGUCUCGAGAUAUCGCGGUACCACCGAUACCACCGCCUCUUCCUCCUGCAGCGAACAAUGAAGAUGUAGAAAAAUGUCCAUUGGCUAUAUUGGCAUUGAAUACUCGAGUGCAUGCGUUCUUUAAUCUAUCUGAAGAGACUUUUGUUGGUAGCGGAGAAAACUCUGAAGAGGAACUUGUAGAUAUAGAAUUGGACAAUAUUUCUGUUCUUUAAUGUGUAUAAAAAGUUACUAAUGUAAAAGUAAUUUACUGGGAAUUAUUACUCUAUAAAAAAUAUGUAGAAAUAAAUACUUCACCCAAUCUGUCUUUUAUGGUUGAUUAUAGGUUUUAUUAAUUAAAGUUUCAUCCUCAUUGGAAGAGUCAGCCAUAAGGAAAGGAAGGAGUUAAAGAUUCACUAAUUCUAUCUAAAAAAAAAAAAAAAUUAUAAUAAAAUAUGUGGGAUUUAG
Messenger RNA from Cephus cinctus (wheat stem sawfly), 2598 nucleotides. RefSeq lists its product as uncharacterized. Lineage: Eukaryota; Metazoa; Arthropoda; Insecta; Hymenoptera; Cephidae. The record is from RefSeq and is a predicted model, not a curated record. The transcript is spliced from 9 exons. Bases 282 to 2366 code for a protein of 694 amino acids.